Messenger RNA from Loa loa (African eye worm), 424 nucleotides. RefSeq lists its product as hypothetical. The annotation marks the transcript as partial. Lineage: Eukaryota; Metazoa; Nematoda; Chromadorea; Rhabditida; Onchocercidae. The transcript has a single exon. The record is from RefSeq and is a predicted model, not a curated record.
UAUUGAUACAGCUAGGCUAAUAAUUGUAAACAUAUAUACAAACAUGCAUAUCCAAACAUUAUAUAAAUACAACACAUACAUGCACAUACAAACAUGCAUAUACAUACAUACAUACAAGCACAUACACACAUACACAUACAUGCACACGUAUACAUACAUAUGUACACACAAACAUGCAUACGGACACAAACACAUACACACACAUGUAUAAACAUUUACACAUACAUGAAUGCAUGCAUACACACAUACAUACACAUAUACGUACACUCGCAUACAUAUACAUGCCCCACAAACAUUCACACACAUGCACAUAACACAUACACACAUGCAUACACAUAUAUAUAUAUAUAUAUAUAUAUAUAUAUAUAUAUAUAUAUAUAUAUAUAUAUAUAUAUAUAUAUAUAUAUAUAUAUAUAUAUAUAUA